Messenger RNA from Indicator indicator, 705 nucleotides. It is a transcript of the gene PTMS, whose product is annotated as parathymosin. Gene Ontology annotation, cellular component: nucleus. The transcript is spliced from 7 exons. NCBI's taxonomy places the organism in Eukaryota, Metazoa, Chordata, Aves, Piciformes, Indicatoridae. Bases 1 to 657 code for a protein of 218 amino acids. The record is from RefSeq and is a predicted model, not a curated record. Gene Ontology annotation, biological process: positive regulation of transcription by RNA polymerase II; negative regulation of apoptotic process. Gene Ontology annotation, molecular function: histone binding.
AUGGGGAACUGGGACGCGCGCUCCAGCUGGGCUGUCCCUUUCCCUCCCCCCACCGCGAGCAGAGCGCGGGAAAAAAAUAGCCUGCUGUCCUGCUGUCGCCCCGCCCGGCGGUUCCCGCGCAGGGCGCUCGUCGCCGAGGGGCGGGAACAGACCCAGCGUCGGUCGCGCUUCCAGCGCGAGUGGAAAAUUCCAGGUCCCUCCUUCCCUCGUCACCGGGCAGUGUAUAAAUCCCCUUCUCCCGGCAUCUCCCCCCACCCACCGCGGGAGACCCUGAUCGCCGCCCUCCGGCCUUUCUCGCCGUCUCCCUCUCGCACGCUUCCCACCGGCCUCUUCGCUAGUAGCGCCAGGAUGUCGGAAAAAUGCGCCGAGGCGCCGGCAGAGCUGAGCGCUAAGGAAGUGAAAGAAAAGAAGGCAAAACCUGAGGAUAAAACGGUCCUCAAAGAAAAGAAGAAGGAGAUAGUGGAGGAUGAUGAAAAUGGAGCUGAAGAGGUUGAGGAAGACAGUCCUGAUGAUGUGGAUGAUGAAGGUGGUGAUGAAGAAGAAGGAGAUGAGAAUGGGCAAGAGCAGGAUGGUCAUGCAGAAAAACGAUCUGCAGAGAAGGAAGAGGAUGAAGUGGAUCCAAAGAGACAGAAGACAGAGAAUGGAUCUUCAGCUUGAGUGCCCCCCUACCAUUUCUUCUGUUCCGUCCAUCUCUCCUUCUCCAUU